CGGUGGCGCCCAACGAUGACCGCUCCCUGGCGGCGCCUCCGGAGUCUGGUUUGGGAAUACUGGGCCGGGUUCCUCGUGUGCGCCUUCUGGAUCCCAGACUCGCGCGGGAUGCCCCACGUCAUCCGGAUCGGAGGAAUCUUUGAGUAUGCGGAUGGCCCCAACGCCCAGGUCAUGAACGCUGAAGAGCAUGCCUUUCGAUUUUCUGCCAACAUCAUCAACAGAAACAGGACUCUGCUGCCCAACACGACCCUGACUUACGACAUUCAGAGGAUUCACUUCCAUGACAGUUUUGAGGCCACCAAGAAGGCCUGUGACCAGUUGGCGCUGGGUGUUGUAGCCAUCUUUGGGCCAUCGCAGGGCUCCUGCACCAAUGCUGUCCAGUCCAUCUGCAACGCCUUGGAGGUUCCCCACAUCCAACUGCGCUGGAAGCACCACCCGCUGGACAACAAGGACACCUUCUACGUGAACCUCUACCCUGACUACGCCUCUCUCAGCCACGCCAUCCUCGACUUGGUCCAGUCCCUCAAGUGGCGGUCAGCCACCGUGGUCUAUGAUGACAGUACAGGUCUCAUCCGUCUGCAGGAACUCAUCAUGGCCCCUUCGAGGUACAACAUUCGCCUGAAGAUUCGCCAGCUUCCGAUCGACUCAGAUGACUCCCGCCCCUUGCUCAAAGAGAUGAAGCGGGGCCGGGAGUUCCGGAUCAUCUUCGACUGCAGCCACACCAUGGCAGCCCAGAUCCUCAAGCAGGCCAUGGCCAUGGGCAUGAUGACGGAAUACUACCACUUCAUCUUCACCACUCUGGAUCUCUACGCACUAGACCUGGAGCCCUACCGAUACUCGGGAGUGAACCUGACUGGGUUCCGCAUACUCAACGUGGACAACCCCCAUGUCUCAGCCAUUGUGGAGAAGUGGGCCAUGGAGCGGCUGCAGGCAGCUCCCCGGGCAGAGUCAGGCCUUCUGGAUGGUGUGAUGAUGACGGAUGCAGCCCUGCUCUAUGACGCAGUCCACAUUGUGUCUGUGUGCUACCAGCGAGCGCCACAGAUGACCGUGAACUCCCUGCAGUGCCAUCGGCACAAGGCCUGGCGCUUUGGUGGCCGCUUCAUGAACUUCAUCAAGGAGGCUCAAUGGGAAGGAUUAACUGGACGGAUUGUGUUCAACAAAACCAGUGGCUUGCGGACUGAUUUUGAUCUGGACAUCAUCAGCCUGAAGGAGGAUGGCCUCGAGAAGGUUGGAGUGUGGAGUCCAGCUGACGGUCUCAAUAUCACUGAGGUUGCCAAAGGCCGAGGUCCUAAUGUCACUGACUCUCUGACCAAUAGGUCACUCAUUGUCACCACUGUGCUGGAGGAGCCUUUUGUCAUGUUCCGCAAGUCUGAUAGGACCCUUUAUGGCAAUGACCGAUUCGAGGGCUACUGCAUCGACUUGCUUAAGGAGCUGGCACACAUCCUGGGCUUCUCCUACGAGAUCCGGCUGGUGGAAGAUGGCAAGUACGGGGCCCAGGACGACAAGGGCCAGUGGAACGGCAUGGUCAAGGAACUCAUUGACCACAAAGCAGAUCUGGCUGUGGCUCCCCUGACCAUCACCCAUGUCCGAGAGAAGGCCAUUGACUUCUCUAAGCCUUUUAUGACCCUUGGAGUGAGCAUCUUAUACCGCAAGCCCAAUGGCACCAACCCCAGUGUCUUCUCCUUCCUCAACCCCCUGUCCCCGGACAUCUGGAUGUACGUGCUCCUUGCCUACCUGGGUGUCAGCUGUGUCCUCUUCGUCAUCGCCAGAUUCAGCCCUUACGAGUGGUAUGAUGCUCACCCCUGCAACCCCGGCUCGGAGGUGGUGGAGAAUAACUUCACACUGCUCAACAGCUUCUGGUUUGGAAUGGGCUCCCUGAUGCAGCAAGGAUCUGAACUGAUGCCCAAGGCUCUGUCUACCCGCAUCAUUGGCGGCAUCUGGUGGUUCUUCACCCUCAUUAUCAUCUCCUCCUACACGGCCAACCUGGCUGCCUUCCUGACUGUGGAGCGGAUGGAGUCACCCAUCGACUCCGCUGAUGACCUGGCCAAGCAGACCAAAAUAGAGUACGGUGCUGUCAAGGACGGGGCCACCAUGACCUUCUUCAAGAAAUCCAAGAUUUCCACCUUUGAGAAGAUGUGGGCCUUCAUGAGCAGCAAGCCCUCCGCUCUGGUGAAGAACAACGAGGAGGGCAUCCAGCGGACGCUCACAGCCGACUACGCCCUGCUCAUGGAGUCCACUACCAUAGAGUACAUCACACAGAGGAACUGCAACCUCACCCAGAUCGGUGGCCUCAUCGAUUCCAAGGGCUACGGCAUCGGCACGCCCAUGGGCUCCCCCUACCGGGACAAAAUCACCAUCGCCAUUCUGCAGCUACAGGAGGAGGACAAACUGCACAUCAUGAAGGAGAAGUGGUGGCGCGGCAGUGGGUGCCCCGAGGAGGAGAACAAGGAGGCCAGCGCCCUGGGCAUCCAGAAGAUCGGCGGCAUCUUCAUCGUCCUGGCCGCUGGCUUGGUCCUAUCCGUGUUGGUGGCGGUGGGCGAGUUCAUAUACAAACUCCGCAAGACAGCGGAGCGGGAGCAGCGCUCCUUCUGCAGCACAGUGGCCGACGAGAUCCGCUUCUCCCUCACCUGCCAACGGCGUCUCAAGCACAAGCCCCAGCCUCCUAUGAUGGUCAAGACGGAUGCGGUUAUCAACAUGCACACCUUUAAUGACCGAAGGCUUCCAGGCAAGGACAGCAUGAGCUGCAGCACCUCGCUAGCCCCUGUCUUCCCCUAGACAUGGGUCCAGCGGGGACUUCAGGCCCAGUCCACGCAGAGGAAGGCAAAGGAGACCCGAAAGGACGGACAUCCUCAUCUUGUGCUGGCCUUGGGGAUGGAGCUGCUGGCCGCAUCCAGCUGUGAACCAUCAGCUCUUAACCUACCGGGAAACCCACACGGGCCCUCGGCCGGCUGCUCGGGCUUCAUCUCCUCUUGUCUUGUCUAUGGCUUUCUGAAGCUGUGAAGGCCAGCGGAAGCACAUGCCUCUCAGGCUCCAUCACCGACCAUCUCUCUUCUCCUCCAUAGCCAGGUAUUUCUGCCAGGCCCCUGCCGAGGCCGCAGAACAUGGAAGAUGGCUCUAAAGCUCCCCUCAUUCCCCUCAAGCCCAGGCCUUCUAGCACGCAGCCACGAGAGCAGAGACUCCAACUCGGGACACCUUAUGGGUGUUUGGAUGAGGCUGCCAGUGGGAGCUCAAAAGCAGCCAUCCAUCCCUGGACCGAAGCAACGCUUAGGCCUUAAGGGCUAUUCACCUGGGUCUGCUCAUCUCAAUAUGGCUUCACCAACAGCAGCAGCCCCUUGGCAACAUGAAAAGCGGUGUGGAUAGGAGGUGUUCGGUACGGGAGAAGGAAACACAGAUGGAGACUGUGAUCUCAGAUGCUUCUGGUCAGUGUCCUGAGCCACAAGCGUCUCGAGAGUCCCCAGGAAUGCGAACGAGGUCGUCGUCACAGCAGAUUCUUCUCCACGGCUGCACAGAGCAGAGAAGGUGCCCUCCCUCACAAGGAACGUCCAAAGACUCAGUUGACAUUGGUAGGCCAGCAGAAAGAAAUAUGGACUCUAUGAAAAUCCCACAGGCCCUUCAACCAAUAGACCAACUUUGCUGGCAAACAAGCCAGCAGUCGGGACCCUGGGUUCUCUACCAUCUACUCAUUGGCAAUUUCCUGUCCCUGACCAUUUGAAUUUGGCCUCCCUCUGUCAUCCUGAGAAGAGAAGAGCGGUCUCAGCUGAAGCGCAAGCCAAGUCAACAACUCCUCAGAAGAGGAAUUGUUGUCCCCACUGCACAGACUAACUUUGGGGUAGGUGGGAGAAGCCAGAGGGGACCCAAAGAACUUUCUGGGUACACCCAACCUAAUGAGCCCCCUAAAGAAAGAAAGCUUUCAGUGACAGGAUAUAAGACCUCCAGAGGCCCCCAGAGUAAGAAGGGAGUAGCUGCCUCCUGGAAGAUUAACCAAAGACCCAACACAGAGACACAAGGCCAUUUUGGCCCCUGAUCUCUUUUCUGGAGCAGCUAUGGUCUUAGGGGAUUAGGGGAUUGAAGGGAGACCCCAGAGGAGAAACCAGAGAAGGUGACAGCCAAAGGGAUGAGCAGGUGACCUGUGGUUCCAUCUCUGGAGGUUUGAAACCAUCAUGGUCAUUGGAAAGGAUCAGAUGUGAGGGGUUAGGCAAAAAGUGUCCUUACAGAGAGCAUGACAGGGCCAUAGGGGCCCCCACAGCUGGAUGGAUGUUGGUCUCUGAUCAGGGACCAGGGUGAGCAAUAUGGGUUGAAAACUGAGAACUGGGGGACACCAGUCACCCACAAUCCCUCACUUUUCUGGUGCUGCUGGAAGGGGCAGGCUUGGAUGAGCUACAUCUAGAGCUUAAGUCUUCUCAGCAGAGGUGAAGGAACCCCUUCAGCCAACGGGGCGGCCCCCAUGAUGGGCACAUGUGAUCACUCCCACCAUGCUGGUUCUCAGGAGCUCUGGCUGGCUGGCUGCACUGGGGGAGGGAGGAAAGGGGAGACUCGCAGCCAAGCCCAGUGCACACAAUGAUAGGAGAAGCCGUGCUGGCCAGGGAGAGUAGAGCACACAUGUCUGUGUGUUUGACUUUCUGUGUGUGAGUUCCAGCAGCUGGUGAUGAAGGACAGAUAUGGGUAACACAGCCCGAGCAGGCAGGAAUAGGGGCCUCCUUUAGGACGUGUGUGUGUGUAUGUGUGUGUGUGUGUGUGUGUGUGUGUGUGUGAAAUGGGGAGCAAAGAGCUCAAUCAGGACCGGUAACAGAGUCUCAUCUAUGUAAAAACAGGAGAAGCCAUGUGGAGAUGGGGCUCUGGUGAGUGUAUAAUGGAUGCAAGCGUGAAUAAAUGUGUGUGUGUGUAUGUGUGUGUGUGUGUGUGUGUACUGAAUGGCAGAGGGUAGGGACUAGGAAACAGCCUGAAGUAUAGCCAAAUACUUGUAAAAGGAGAAGCCAUGUCAUCAGAGAUCCUUGUGUGAGUGCGUGUACAUCCACACUCGUGUGCAUCCACAUUUGUGUGCAGGCUUGUGUGCCCUGAAGACAGCACGGGAGGGCAGACCAGACUGCUGUGCCCAUUGGGUGGGUAUGUGCUAUACAGGAGGAGUCGUAAAAAUGGAGUGAGUGAGUGAGUAAGUGUGUGUGUGUGUGUGUGUGUGUGUGUGUGUGUGUGUAUACUCAUACCCAUGUAUGUGCAGACAUGUACCUAAAUUCCAAUUCAAAUCCUGCAUUGAGGCAGCAGAGCAGUUAGUACGGCAGGGUACCAGGGUGUGUCUGCAUGCCUGCUAUGGGAGGGAUCACUGGCCACAGCUUUCCUGAGGCUCCAUGGGAAAAUGCACAGGGAGACACCUUCUGGGGCUCACCUUCUGGGGUGAUGCCUUCUCCUUUGCUGUUCAUAGAGUGUCCUGUUGAGAGGGGAAACAUUCUUCUUCCUUCCUUCCUUCCUUCCUUCCUUCCUCCCUUCCUUCCUUCCUUCCUUCCUUAAAUCACCCCUACUGACAGGAUCCUCAUGAAACCAUUGUCCACUCCGUUCUCAUCUGCUGUAGUCUUUAACCGCUGUCUUCUGUUGUCCAAUACCAUUUUAUAACACACACCCACCUCUGUGUUCAUAUCACACAUGUGCUUUUGUGCAUGACACUGCAGACGUGUCAUGUUCUUUCGAGGCUAUGCACAUAUGUAGACUGUGAUGGGAGAAGG
Messenger RNA from Mus caroli (Ryukyu mouse), 5714 nucleotides. RefSeq names its product glutamate ionotropic receptor kainate type subunit 3 (gene Grik3). NCBI's taxonomy places the organism in Eukaryota, Metazoa, Chordata, Mammalia, Rodentia, Muridae. Gene Ontology annotation, cellular component: membrane. Gene Ontology annotation, molecular function: ligand-gated monoatomic ion channel activity; signaling receptor activity. Gene Ontology annotation, biological process: monoatomic ion transport. The record is from RefSeq and is a predicted model, not a curated record.